Lymnaea stagnalis (great pond snail) is the source of this 12569-nucleotide messenger RNA. NCBI's taxonomy places the organism in Eukaryota, Metazoa, Mollusca, Gastropoda, Lymnaeidae. The record is from the annotation of a GenBank genome assembly.
GCAUAAUGACAUCAUUUGUUUAGUAUCGUAGAAAGUUAAUGUAUAGUACCGGUAUAGGUAAAUAUAAUAAUUUUUAAGAUAUCAUGUCGGUAGCAGAUCUUUUAAGAAACUCGCCUAAAGGACGACUUGAAUAUCAUGGAGUAUGGGAUAGUGCUAAAUUAAAGGUUUGCUAGUUUGCUAUAUUUAUAUAAUUUAUAUAAUUUAUAAUCGAUGAGGCUCGGAUGCGAUGAUUCAAUUGACAUAAUAAUUAUAUAAAUUGCUUUUUAAUUUUUACAUUAAAAAAUAAACACUUUUCGGACAAUUUUUUUAAUUAAUAAAAUUUAUUCAAAUAGUGACACUGUCAGUCAUCAUAAUUCACAGUUUCAGUAAAUUUGGAGAGAGAGCACCGCGGCCGCCAUCAUGGUUGCCGCGACCCGCGAACUUAUGUCCUAAAUUUAAAUGUAUAGGCCUAUCCCUGCCUUAACCUAACCUGAACCCUAAAUCUAUCCCUAAACAUAACAUGAACCCUAAACUUAUUCCCAACCUAGGUUUUGACGCUAUCAGAACCAGCGUUUUGACCCUAUCGGAACCAGGGACACAACAUGCAAAUGAUGUCAGUGUCAGCUAUCUCUCCAAAUUAGCCACAGUGUCUUUCUCAAAAUAAAGGCCAUUGUGAUUGUGUUGUCGCCAGUUUGUCAAUAUACAGAUUAAUUUAAUUAACAUACAUUAACAUUUUAACAAACAUUAAUAUUGAUUCAAUUGAUAAUGAUAUUGACAUUUGACAUCAUUGUAAUUGUUUUGUAUUGAUAGAGUUUCGCCAAGCCUACGUCGCCUUGACUUGACUUAGACUUAGAUCACAUGUGUCAAACUCAAGGCCCGUUGGUCACAUCCCACCCGCCAAACAAUUAUAUCAGGCCCACGAGGUCUUGACCGGCGUACAAUUAUAUCCAAGUCAACGCGAUGGUCCUAUGGUGUUUCCCAAUGCACACUUUUCUGAAAAACUUAGCUGAGUUCGCGCUGAGUUUGCACUGCAAUUUAGUGAGUUUGAAGCGCGGAAAUGUAAUUUCGAGCUAUUCCGUAACCCAUUUGCCAUAGGCAUGGAAACUGCACCUGUAAAUUUGUAGAUGGAGCUAAUGAAGCUGCAGUGUAAUGGGACACUAAAGGCAAAAUACGACACAUUUGCACAGUUCACUCGUUUCAUACCUGAACUGAUGCCCCAUCUUCGUCUAUACGCGGCUUGAGCAUGUGAGUAGCACAUAUAUUUGUGAGCAGCUGUUUUCUGUGAUGAAGACUUGCAGUCCAUCAUGAGAAUCUCAAUGACACAGAACAUUACUCCCAACAUAAACAAACUUACAGGUUUUUGUAGCCAAGAAAUGUGCCAAACAUCCAGCUCUGACAAAUUGAUAUAAGAACAAAAAUAGAUAUGCCAUAUGCCAUUGAUUUUUAAAAUAUUAAAACUUUUUUCUGUUUUCAUUUAUAUAAAUGUUUUUUUUUAAAUAUUAAUUUUCCGCUUAUUGAAUGUUUAACCGGUUCAGCCCGCAAACUUACAUGUGAUUUGAGUUUUGUCCACCCAAGCGAUUGAGUUUGACACCCCUGACAUAGACUGACUAACUACCAGACUACUAAGACUUACAAUUUACACUACAUUGUCAUUGAGUUGGCUACAUCAAAAUUAUAAUUAUUGAAAUUUGAUUAUUUAGUUAUUAUCUUUACGGGAAUUUAAAUUUAAUAUUAUUGUUAUUAAUAUUAGUAUUAGACCUUAUCUAUUAAUAGAGUAAUAUUAGUAAUACUCGUUUAAAUUUUUUGGUAAAAUCAUAUUUUUUUAAGGCAAUGGCCUCUUAUUUAUAUUAGAUUUAUAUUCCAGUUCCAUAGAAGGCUCUUUAAUCAAUGGUAUUAAUAAGAGGAAGAGACUGCAAUCCGGUUAGGUAAAAUGAUAUGAAGGAAACAAAGUAUGGGAAAACCUGAGAAAAAAAAGAAGCAACAAAACAUCGAACAUGUUGGCAAGAAACCUUCUUCUGCAAACAAACAAAAGUAAAAACAAUAAAAAUUGAGAAAUUAACACUUAGCUUCAAUUUAGUAUCUGGGAGGACAUCAAUAGGAAUGUUGCUGACUAAUUAAUAACUUUAAAUUUAUUUAACUAAAAUAUGAGAUACCAUAAUUUUAGCGAAGUAUUAAACAAACUUAUUUUCAUGUGUAUUGUAAAUUGCUGGUCUAUCAUCAUCAGAACCAUUCAAUUAUGUCUAUAAAUAUAAAAUUAUAAUAACAAUCAGUCUCACUGCCAGCCGUCACAGUAAUAAUAAAAGCUUUUAAUACUCACUUUAAGUGCCAGGCUAUUAACUGGCCUACUUGGAUUUAUUCUAUAAAGUGCCUUCAUUUAUUGUCACCACUCACAGUACACCUAAAUAAAUACUAAAAAUCUGAUAUAACCCUCAAUUUAUACAAUUAUUCUUAAUUUAUUCAUACAUUGUUGGCAUGGUCUAGGGAUAGUGAACAUACCUGACAUUCACCUAAUUCCGGUCAGGUUUACAGUUCCAAGCACUAAUUAUAUUUUAAUUCAGGUUUUGAUUUCACCUACUUAUUUAGCCGAUUGGUUCAGUUUGUUUUUCGUAGAAAGAUAUAGAAAUAGAUUUUUUAAUGCAUUUUUUAUAAAUUCAAUAUUAGACUUUUUUAUAGUAGUAUACUACUAGUAGUAUUAGAAGGAAAAGAGCGAAAGUAUGGGAAAACCUGAAAAAGGGACGCAAAUAACCAACAAAUAUAUCUACAAGAAGCCUUCUUUAGUGAACAAACAGUGAAACAAUAUAAAUUUUUUUUUAAACUUAGCUGCAACGUAGUAAUCCAAGUAACCACAUGGGAUGAAUGUCAUGUUAUCAUUCCCUUGUUAAACCUUUUCUCCGCCCCUUCAUCGUGACAACCAAUUGCAGUAGACUUGCAUGUCCUUUUUCUGUCCAAUUUUGCCUGUCUUUAAUCUCUCACCUACGAACGUUCUGUCCCAUUCCACUUCAAACUUAUUCUCUGAAGAAGGCUUCUUGCAGAUGAUCCUUUUGUUGUUUUGUUGCAUCCUUUUUCAGGUUUUCCCACAAUUUGUUUUCCUCAUUUCCUUUUACCCAACCUGAUUGCAGUCUCUCCCCUUAUUAGCAAUAGUAGCCGUAGGCCCUUUUAAAUUAAAUUAUCAAUAUUAUUAACCCUAAACAAAUUAUUAGGUCUAUUUAGUAUUAGUGUUAUAAUAUAUUGUAAAGUAUACAAAUUUAAUAUUGAUAAUUAUAUGCCCAAAUUUUGUAAGUUAAUCCUAGGUCUGUUACACAAAGUUAGGGGCAGGCCUGUUACUCAAGGUUUGGGGCAUAGAUUUCCAUUCUUUGAUUUUGCCUAACUAUUCCUUUAGUGUGCUUUCUCUUGGACACUCUCCUUCAACCACCCUCUAAAGCAGGCCUGCACAACUCAAAAUGUAAGACGGGCCGAAAUACUUAAUGAAAAACUUGUGCGAGCCGAAAGAGAAUAGGACAGGACUUGUGCGGGCCAAAAGAAAGAAGGACAGGAGGGAAAGCUAUUAAGAAAAUAAUAAGAAUAAAGAAAAUUUUGUUACUUGGCGGGCGGCAAAGUGGGUGGUGGCGGGCCGCAUGCGGCCCACGGGCUGUAUGUUGUGCAGGCCUGCUCUAAAGAAUGCUCUUGGUUUGGGAGUCCUGUCCAAUCUGGCCUGAGCAGCUUUGUCAUUACCAAAAAGUUAUCCAUAUUACUUUAUCCCUGAAAAAGUCCUUUCCUGGCUUUUUCAUAAUCAUUGCAAUGCACAGAGCUUUGGAUUGCAUUGUUCGAUAUAAUUUCUACUUUGUGCAUUUGUAAUCUAAUUAUCAUUUUGAUUUUAUGAAGAAUACUGUAUUUAUUGGCGUAUAACACGCACUUUUUCUCCCUGAAAAUAGGUUUUUUGUACAGAAACUGAAAAAAAAAGAGAAAAAAGUCCUUAAAAAUUACAAUGAAGCUAACUAGAGCAUUUUUAACAUUCAAACUUAUAUAAUCUAUCUGCAAUCAUUAUUUUUAUUUUCUUAUUUCUUACAAUUUUCACUACAAUAAGGAUGAAAUGGAGAAGCUGUCCCCACCUCCCUUAUCAAGGUUCCACGAGGAAAAGACAACAAACUUCAGUUUUGGGUCUCAGCCAUCUCAAAAUGAAUGCAUGUUUGGUAGGGAUAUAAGUGAUGACAUGGCAUACAGUGAAAAUAAUAACAGCAGAGUAAACUUACUACUGGACUGUCCCAGAGAAUCCACAAUUGCCUUCGAUAGAAAUACAAAUUACAUCGUGUCAGAUGAUGAAGAUGGAGAAGAGAAACAUGAUUCAGGGUGUGUAGUUGUUUGCCUAAAAAAAAUAUUUAAAUUCUCUAUAAAAAUUAUUGCAAAAUUUAUGUUAAAAAAUGUUAAAUUUUUAUAUAUAUUUAAAUUUUUUUUUUUUUUUUUUUUUUUUAAAUAUAAUCAAAGUUUUCUGCUAUCCCUUUCUCAACAUUAAAGAAAUAAAAUUUCAGGAAUGAAGACAUACUGGACAUUAGUGCUCCUUUACCUUCGACAUCUCAAAAUGUAGAUCAUGAUGACUCUGUACAGCAUCCAGCUUCUUGUCCAGUGUCACCCGAGUGGGAUUUGAACACUCGUGCCAUACUUGAUAGGGGAAAGAAGUUUUCUUUAUUGGCACAGGUUUGUAAAAAAAAAUAAUUUUUUAAUGAACUUUUCAUGUUAUAAAAGAAGUUUCAGUAAACUAAAUGGAUAUCAAGGAAUAGUAAAGCAUUUGUUUACUAGAAAUAGUUGAAUAUCAUGUUUAAUACAUAUUUCCAUUUUAAUAGUCAUGUUUUAUUUUCAAAUUUACCCUUGCAUACUUUAUAAUCAUCAUUUUAAGAUUCAUUUUAGUACCUGUAUAUUUCAUUAUAAAUGUGUGAAAUUGAAAACAAAAAAAAGUAUCUGUUUUGAAAUAAAACCAAUUUUCUUUUCAGUUAUCUUGUGAACAGAGGAGGUUAAGCUUUGAGAGGCACAACAGAGAAAUGAACCAAUAUACCAGACUCAAAGAAGCUGAGAUACAUGCAGAAAUAGAGAGAAGUAAUGACAAGCGACAAAGAAUGAUUGACAGAAAGCAAAAACAAGGGUAGAAUGCUUUUUACUUAAUCGUACCCGGAUACUCUGAUUUUGAAUUUCUCAUCUAAAAGAAACACUUCUUUUUACAUUUUCUUCAUUGAUAAAAUAAUUUCCACUGUAGAUUCCGUUCCAACAAUGUAAAGUCACAACAUUCGAUUCUAUGCUUGUUCGCAUUAUUCUCCUAGCAGCAGAGGGAGUCUAUUUUUUGCUGGCAUCCGUCUGUCACAAUGUGUCGAUGGAGUGGGCUUCGGAGGACGAAAUCCACAUGGCCUGGGAGUAUUCAUCAGGGAUUAUAAGCUGGUUCCCACCAGUGGCGUCGCAGGAGUUGUCGGAAUGUUUCAUUGUAUCAAUGUUAUCCGCCUGUCGGGACUCCAUCUCCGGGUUUGAUUUCAGAGUUUCCCCUCUCUUAGAUGAGUUGCCAUCCAAGGUUAACGAGUCCCAUCCUCCCGGGGUGCUGGUGGUGUUUUUUGCUUGACUGAGCUCUGGCUGGAAUUGAACUCCAGACCACCAACUUGAGGUUUGCUCAGUUUAGUCCACUUGGCCACCCAGCACCCUAGAGGGAGUCUAUUAUCAAUUACCAUAGCCAUAAAAAGCGUCAGGUUGAGAAUAACGUGGGUUUUUUUACUUUUAAUCAAAAGAAGUUGGGGCUUGUGCUUUAGCUAAAUUUAACUUCCAGCUUUGGUGAGAACUUGGGCAUUGAAAAAGCCUAAUUAAAUGCCUUUUUUUAAAAAAAAUAAAUUUCCCACUAUACUGUAGUGGUCUCCUCUUAAGAUUAUAUUUCAAAUUAUAAUUAAUGUUACAAAGCUCAAUGUAUGAGUCUCCAUAUUUUUGCUGAAUUUCAUGCUUGACAGUAAAUUAGAUUUUUCUUUAAAGUUUCAUAAAUGUUAAAUUUCCAAAUUUGUAAUCAAAAGCAUAAAAACUCAACCAUUGUUAGCUGUUAUCAAGAUUCCUUUCAUUUUCUCAAACUAUUGCCUAUUACAUAGGCAGUUAAUUUCGAUUAGAAAUUCAUCUAAAGUAACUAACAGGCAAUUUUGUUACAUGCCAUAAUACCACUCUAUAGUUGUUGGUUUUUGCUUGAUUUGUAUUAUAGAUUGGAAGAAACCAGCAAACAGCUUCAGAGAUUGAGAGAGGACCAUAGAGAACAUCAGAAGGUGACACAAUAAAAACAACUUUUAUUGGAGAAAUAUUCGAUCAUUAAAAAGAGUAUUUAGAUUAUUACUGGGUUUUUUUUUUUUAAUAACUUGAAUUUUUUGCAGAGUUAAGAAAAAUGUUGAAUAUUUUUGAUCAUGCAUUUUUUUUUUUUUUAGAAAAUUGACACAAAACAAAGAGAAAUUGAAAGAAAAAGAGAAAUUUUGGAGGAGGAAGAGCGCAGAAGGUGAUUUUUAUAUUAUGUGUUACUUUGUGGUAUCUGUCCACAGAUUUUGACAUUGAGAUAAAAUUAUAUAAGGAAUAUGUUAAAAACAUUACGUUACAAAUUUUAAAAAAAUUAUAAUUCUUAAAUCCUUUAACUUAACAUUUUGUUGAAUUUGCAUCUCCACUGAUUCCUGUUGAAACAAAAUAUUUUUUCAUAAACUGCAUUAUUUGGAUUUUCUGCUUAUUUUGUUAACUCUUAUAAAAAAAAAUUUAACUUUCUUGUAGGCAAAAGAGAGAAGUUGAGAAAAAGGAGGCGCUUCAUUCUCUAUUGAAGCAGAUAGAUGGGAACAGACUGGCAUGUAACAAUCUCAUUGACACUUUCCAAGAUAAGGCAUCACUUCCUGAUAAAGUGGAACAAAUCCGUGGGAUACUAGAGAGAAACUGCUCAGUGCUAGCAUUGCAGGUACUUGUUAAGACCUUAAUUUGACAGCUGUAUGUUGGUGUGGAGAUAAACCUUUUACUCUCAAAUUGACGCAUAACAAUGUCUUCAUUUUUGUAAUUUGCUUCUUUUUGUUUUUUAAAUGGUUUCAUAAAAAAAAUAAUUCAAAUUGCUAUUAUAAAUUUUCUUGAAAAUUGCAAGAGAAUGGGGACAAUGUUUAAAGCAAGACAUUUAUAAAAAGCAAUAUUCAUUUGUACUGAAAAAAAAACUAUAUCCCUCUUAUAACUCUAUGUCCCCUGGCUUGAUUCAGGAGUGAGUAAACAUCAUUAAUAAUAUCUCCUCUGCCUAUAUGGUCUGGCAUUCAGGUUGUGUUACUAGACAUGCCUUCGGGGGAAGUGGAAACCCUUUCUUGGUACGCUAUACAGAGCUAAGCCUCUGGAAUACGUUCUCUGAGUGUUGACAAUUGAGAUUAGUUGGAUUUUUAUGCCCUUGAAAAUUUUAGAAAUAGUUUUCUUUUUUUCCCCUCUUGUCAAUGAGAACAAAUUUAGACAUAUUACCAACAUUAAAUGGGAUUGUGAAAUUUUUUAUUUUUUUUUAAGACAAAGACAUUUUAUAAAUUAUGUAAUAAAAAUUUUGCUUCACAUGUUUCCUAACAUUAGAAAUAGUUAUCAAAUAUUCCAUUAGAUUCAGACAGCUGAACAGUCCACGUGUAUCCCAGAGGAAUUGGUGACAAAGUUUUCUGAACAUAGAGACAAAAGUCAGCAAGCACUUGAGUUACUCAAGAAACAGAUUGGUAAGCUCAUUACAUUGAACAGUUUUUAUUCAACAAGGUACACUCAUAAAAUAAAAAAGUAUUUUAUUCAACAUGGUAAACUCAUAAAAUAAAACAGUAUUUAAUUCAACAUGGUAAACUCAUAAAAUAAAACAGUUUUUAAUUCAACAUUGUAAACUCAUAAAAUAAAACAUUAUUUAAUUCAACAUGGUUAACUCAUAAAAUAAAACAGUAUUUAAUUCAACAUUGUAAACUCAUAAAAUAAAACAGUAUUUAAUUCAACAAGGUAAACUCAUAAAAUAAAACAGUAUCUAAUUAAACAUGGUAAACUCAUAAAAUAAAACAGUUUUUAAUUCAACAUGGUAAACUCAUAAAAUAAAACAUUAUUUAAUUCAACAUGGUAAACUCAUAAAAUAAAACAGUAUUUAAUUCAACAUUGUUAACUCAUAAAAUAAAACAGUAUUUAAUUCAACAAGGUAAACUCAUAAAAUAAAACAGUAUCUAAUUAAACAUGGUAAACUCAUAAAAUAAAACAGUGUUUUAUUCAACAGCCUUUGGGUAGUAGAUAUUUGUCUCCACGAUUAGGUAAAAAGAAAACUAACUAAUAUUUCUCUUAUAUUUAGCGUCAACGCAGAUUGAAUCUUAGAAUGUGCCAUGACUGCAGAUAUCACUAAUUCAAUCAUGAGUCAUGAUUUUGAUAUCACUAGUCCAAUUUUGGAAUCAGCCAUGACUGUAGGCAUGAAUAAGCCAUGAAAUAAUACAAUGACAUAUUAUAAUCUUGUUCUUAAAGUAAAAUUAUUGCUUGGAGUUUAUUUUGGCUUUUGACAUUUCACCCAAGAUUUCCCCAUGUUGUUUAAAUAUCAGAGUUUUAUAAAUGUGUUGAAGUAAUCAGGCCUGUUAUUGGUCAUCAAGCUGAACGAAAAAAACAGGAUCACCAUAAAAUUAUGAGUUUAAAAUAGUUUGAACUUUUUGAUCCUGUGUAAUAGAUGUUAAAGAGGGAUUAAGAGGCAGCUUUAGCAGGUGAAAAAGUAUAGAUUAUUAUAUAUAUUAAUAUAGCAAAAUUCCUAUUUUAUUCAUUACUACUCUAGAAGAAACGAAUGUUAAUAUAAAGGCAAGUGAAGCCAAGAAGCAAGAGGAGCUGAAAAAACAGGCAGAAGAUAAACAGAAACAGAUUGAUGUAGGUGACACCUCAAGUCAUUUAAAUAUACUGUACAUUUACCUCUGAAAGAAAAGUUAUCACUCAGAAUCAGCUUAUGUUUUGCCAUGGUGGGCCCAAAGGUGUCAAAUAAUGUACCAGAGGGUGAUUGCUGGUGUUUAUUAUAGAUUAUAUGAUUUAUAUUAUAAAAAUAAUUGAAAUUUUUUUUUAUUUUCCUAAUAUUAAAAUAUGAUAAUUACCGGUAUAAUAAAUGACAUCAAUAUCUUAUGAAAAAUAUUGCUAGCAGUUUCAAAGGUUUAUAUUAUAAAAAUAAUUGAAACAUUUUUUAAAUUUUCCUAAUAUUAAAAUAAUAUGAUAGUUACCGGUACAAUAAAUGACAUCAAUAUCUUAUGAAAAUGAUUGCUAGCAGUUUCUUAGGUUUUUCAACCAUUUUUUUUUAAACGAGUGGUUGUUAUUUCAAAUAACAUUUUUAAAAAACAACAAAGAAUUGUUUGGAUCUGUAUAUCAUCAGUCAACCUCAGAAAAUUAUAUAUUUUCUUUAAAUUAAAAAAAAUAAAUUUUGUACACUUUUGCAUUAUAAUGGCAAUAUUUAAAAUAAGGAAAAUAGAAAUGCUCAUGUGGAAAUUGGGGAAGGGGGUGGGGGUGUAUUCUGAUGUUGGAAUAGGAGUCUGUAAAAGAUUUUUUUGUUUCAUAGAUUUAUACAACAGGAACAUAUUAAGCUAUACUUCUUUUUUUGUAUUUGAUUUCUCACAGGCCACAAAGCAGUUGGCUGAUGCACAGCAAGACUUCAGAGGUCGGUAGUGUGGUUUUGUGAUGGCAUUUUUAAAACAUUUUUAUGCAUAUAUGUUGUUGUUUUAUUUAACGCUCAAAGAUUAUCAUAAAAUUAUUUUCACUUAUGAUAUGCUUAAUUUUUUAUAUAUAUAUAAUUUUUAUAUAUAUAUAUAUAUAUAUAUAUAUAUAUAUAUAUAUAUAUAUAAUAUGUGAAAAUAUGUUUAUAAUAUUCAAAUAUAUAUAUUUUUAUAAUAUAGUAUAUAUCUCUUUUUAAUAUUUUUAUUUUUAUAUAUAUAUAAUUUUUAUAUAUAUAUAUAUAUAUAUAUAUAUAUAUAUAUAUAUAUAUAUAAAAUGUGGGAACAUUUGAUUAAGAUGCUAAUGCAUGCAUCUUCUUAUGAUAAUGCAUAUGUCUUCUUAUGAUAAUGCACAUGUCUUCUUCACAGUACAAGCCUUUAAGUACAUACUUCAAGAACAAAGUUUAAAAGCUAAGAAACUUUCUGAUGUGGAGGCAAGCAUCAAAGCAUUCUCAGAAAAUGCACAGGUAAAUUUUUAGGCCUUGCUUUCUUAGUAUAACUAGAAAGCUGACAUUAGAUUAUAAUACAGUACGUCAUAUUUAAAACACAUGUGAAUCUAAAAUAAGAAUUGUUAAUGUUCAGUGAACAAAUUUAAAUUUAAUGUGAGGACCGCCUAUGUGUUAACAGUUCCCUGGGUAAAUAUAUAGUCACCCCACCCACCCGAGAACUGUUCAUAUGUCAAGCCAUGGACAGCACCCAGCAGCAUGGUUUAUCAGUCAGAGCGGGGUGGGAAUCAGGCUUCAUCAAUUCACUCUUUUUCUGUUGAAAAGGGUUCAGUACAAACUCUUGCUUAUUUUUUAAACAGAUGAAGAAAUACAGAUUCGACCUCCAGAAGGCAAUCAACACCACCAUCAACGCCAUAUCAGCUGUUACUGGGAGUCACUUGCUGGAUAAGCUGCAGAAACUUCAGAAGCUUCUUAGUGGACAGGUCAUCGAAGUGUCUGGGAAACGCGUCUCUGUCAAGGAUGCCCCGGAAGCUUUGCUUUUCUCUCAAAACUUGGUGGCCAAGAUGCUGGUGGUUAGUAGAAAAAUGAAUGCUGACUAUAAAUUUUGUUUUCUACACAGUUACACAUGCCAAGUAUUAAGCUUUGACAUCUACUUUGUACUUGUUUGGAUCCCACAGGAUGACAUGUAUGUAGAUAGUACACAGUCAAAGAUGUAAAAAGCUAAAAGGAGUGAUCAUAAAUUAAAACAUCAAUUUAAAAUAAAGAGUAAAGUCUGCUAGUUAUUUUACUGUACAUUAAUGUUUUUUGUUUUUUUAAAAUGAAAAUGUGAUUGACAAAAUUAUUUUUUUAAAGAAUUAGUGAAUGAAAUUGAGCGUGGAUUAAAAAAGUAAUUGAUUUACAUCUGUCUCUUUUUUUAAACUUUAUUCCAAGUAGCUCAAACCCCCCCCCCCUACCUCCUAAACUUUUUCAUGCUAAUUACCACCAACAAAACUUUUCAAAACAUGAAAAUUAAUGUUUUUUGUUUUUUUAAAAUGAAAAUGUGAUUGAAAAAAUUAUUUUUUUAAAGAAUUAGUGAAUGAAAUUGAGCGUGGAUUAAAAAAGUAAUUGAUUUACAUCUGUCUCUUUUUUUAAACUUUAUUCCAAGUAGCUCAAACCCCCCCCCCCCUACCUCCUAAACUUUUUCAUGCUAAUUACCACCAACAAAACUUUUCAAAACAUGACAUUUCAGAGGAAGGGAGAAGAGCAAGUGACCUCCAAGCAUGAGACAGCCUUUGGCAUAGCAGGUGUUGUGGUGGGGCUCUGGUCGUCGUUCCCUAUAGUUGGUGAGCUGUUCAUGGCCCACCUGCAGGCCCUGUGUCCUUAUAUACUACCAUUCUACACAACACGGCAAGAUGUCCAGUCAAACAAUGACUAUUACAAGUAAGAUACUUUAAAAACUUUGAUCACUGGAGUUUUAUUUAAAGAUAAUUUUUAAAAUUUCAUUCUCUUUGUUGAUAAAUGAGACACAAAUAACAUUAUGUGUUAAGGUUUAUUUAUGAUUGGACACAAGACAAAAUCAAAUGUUUUGGCAAUGCCUCCAUCGGUACAACAAAAAACAUUAAUGAGAUUAUAAUUAUAAAUUAAAUUUACAUAAUAUAUGAAUAUCCUACAUAUAACUAAAAUGAAAGAAAAUAAUAAGAAUGGGCACAAAUCCGUAACGAAAUCAAUGAUGAAAAGAAUGAAACAGAUUUCUUUUUUCUUUUUUUUUUUGCCUCAAAGUUGAUAGUUGCAGCUAAGACUGUUAGACGUUAUACUUAUAGAAAUUGAUGUAAACUUGACAGUGCGUACCAUCAUCAAUUUUAUGAUUUUAAAAAUAUUUGUAACGCAUUUGAUGCAAUACAUCCAUAAUCAGGUAAGUUUAUAAUUCAACUGAUUCAUUAUCUUUGCAGGUCGGUGGGCUACAGAAUAAACGAUGAUGGGAGUAUAGAGGAGCAGGACAAAUUCCUGCGCCGCAUGUCAGGUCUCAUGAGACUGUACUGUGCCUGCAUGGUCAUCACCCCACCUAGCAUGCAAGCCGGCCAUCACCCCCAUGGUGUGGAGCAAUCGUGGAUGUGGCUGGCCCGCACCAUGAAUCUGGAUCCGCACCCGGACAUCACGGCGGCCAUGAUCUUCGAUGUCCUGUCCGUCACAGGCCAUUUUUUGCUCCAGCAGUACAAGGACCAGUUUGUCAAGCUGUUGUAUGUUUUGACUAAAAACUACCUCCCCACACUGAAGAGCAUCUCAGUGACCAGUGGCACUGUGGGAAGACUGGAACUGUUUCUGUCUAGUUUUCUAAAAAAUCCACAAAUCCCAGCUCCAGAGGGUUACUUUACCCCUAGGUUUUGGUCCACUCAUUAAUUAUAAUUUUCAGAUGUAAAAUUUAGUAAUGAUACUUUGUAGUAGGGUAUUUAAUUUAUGUCAUUUGUAUGUUUUCCUGUAGGCUUGAUAUACUUACCCC